Molecule: messenger RNA, 390 nt
Organism: Heterobasidion irregulare TC 32-1
Lineage: Eukaryota; Fungi; Basidiomycota; Agaricomycetes; Russulales; Bondarzewiaceae
Exons: 1
Source: RefSeq, a predicted model, not a curated record
GGGCGUAGUGCAGUGCGCCCCGUGGCCGCCGCCGCGGCGGUUGCGGUUGCGGUUGCGGUUGCGGUUGCGGUUGUUUUGGGGUGGGGGUGGUGCUGUUUUUUUUUUUUUUUGCUUGUUUGUUUGUUUGAGAGUGUGGGGCGCCGCGCCGGUGUGUGUCUAUGGGUGCGCGUGCGCGGAUGCGUGCUUGCUUGCUUACUUACUUACGUCUUUGGGUAUUGGGCGCGGGCUCGGGGGCUCAGCGGGGGCUCGAGGAGGGGCGUGAGCGAGGGAGCGAGGGAGGGAAGGAAACAAUACAGAGGAGGCAGAGGAGGCAGAGGAGGUCGCGCGGCGCGGCCGUGUGUGUAUCUGUGUAUUUUAUUUCUGGGUAGUGGUAUAUUUGCUUGCUUGCUU